Tympanuchus pallidicinctus (lesser prairie-chicken) is the source of this 1771-nucleotide messenger RNA. It is a transcript of the gene PACC1, whose product is annotated as proton activated chloride channel 1. NCBI's taxonomy places the organism in Eukaryota, Metazoa, Chordata, Aves, Galliformes, Phasianidae. The record is from RefSeq and is a predicted model, not a curated record. Bases 278 to 1237 code for a protein of 319 amino acids. Gene Ontology annotation, cellular component: cell surface. The transcript has 9 exons.
GCCGUUGCCCAGGCAACCGGGGUCCCGGCUUCCCCUGGAGCGCGCCCUGCCCGCCGGGACCCGCUCCUCCGCCCGGGUUGAGGAAAAAAUUCACAUGGAUUUUUAUGCACUCUUCUGCAAGAAUAAGCAUAGAAAGAAAGAAACUGCUCUGAAACCAAGUGGUUCCUCCCAGCGGGGCAGAAAUCUGAAGGACUUUUCGUUUCCAGAGUACAGCAAUUAGCUGAGUGAAGAUGUGGAACAAGUAUCUGAAAACCCGACAGAUGAGAGAGAAGGAGAGAUGGAAGUUGAUGAAGAUACCAGCUCUGCUAUUUUACCAGAUAGCGAACUGGGUACCGGUGCCCCUUCCUUGCGUUUCAGCAAGACCUGCCUAAAGAAUGUGUUCUCAGUAAUUCUCCUGUUCAUUUAUCUGCUACUUAUGGCUGUAGCUGUGUUCCUUGUCUACCAAACCAUCAGUGACUUCAGAGAGAAGCUCAAGCACCCUGUGAUGUCUGUCUCUUACAAGGAAGUGUCCUUGUAUGAUGCACCUGGUAUUGCCUUUUACCCAGGAAAGGCUCGGCUGCUCAGCUGCAAGCAUCAUUACUAUGAUCACAUUCUCCCUCUGAUAAAUCCAGGUCAGCCGGGAGACAUUGAGUGCACCACACAGAGUAUCAACUACACAGAUCCUUUUACUAAUCAAACUAUGAAGUAUGCUCUGGUUGUUCAAGGCCCUCGUGACGUGAAGAAGAAGGAGCUGGUGUUUUUACAGUUUCACUUAAAUGGAACAGACCAAGAUUUUAGUGCCAUUGACUACCUUCUGUUUUCUUCUUUCCAAGAGUUCGUCAACAGUCCAGAAAAAGCAGAAUUCAUGAAGGACUGUGAAAGUUCAUACUCCAGCUGGAAGUUUUCUGGAGGCUUUCGAACUUGGGUCAAGAUGUCCUUGGUGAAAACAAAGGAAGAGGAUGGCAGAGAGACUGUGGAAUUCAAACAAGAGACUAGUGUGGUUAACUACAUUGACAGGAGGACUAAGCUGAGAAGUGACCAGCUGUUUUUUGUGGUGUUUGAAUGGAAAGACCCUUUUAUACAGACUGUUCAAGAUAUAAUCACAGCAAAUCCUUGGAACACGAUCGCCCUUCUCUGCGGUAUCUUUUUGGCUCUGUUUAAGGCUGCAGACUUUGCUAAGCUAAGUGUUAAGUGGAUGAUCAAAAUCCGAAAGAGACAUCUGAAGAGAAGAAGUCAAGUAAUGAACCAUAUAAGCUGAGACUAAAACUGCCCUGUAAGUAUCUGCAACAGAAGGGACAGAGCACAAUUGGAAUAAGCUUCCACUGGCAAUACAGCAAACAGGUAUGUUUUCUUCAGGAAAAACACUGCUGGAGGAACAGCCUCAUGAACUGACAUCUGAACUCCUGAGAAGAGCUUAACUCUAGGAAUGCUAGGACAGCUCUAACAAACUCAUGCUUUUCUAGUCCAGAUUUAACAAGUUUACCUCGGUAUGUGGGGGGGGGGAGAUUUCACUAAUGUAGCAGUUAGAUCUUUAAAAACAAACAAACAAAAAUGAACUGUUUUGAAUGCUCAGAACAGGGGGUGUGAAAGUGCUGCCUGAGCUCUGAACCUGCAUCUGCUACCAGAAUGCAGUUAUUUCUGUGACCAUACUUAGUGGAAGGUAGAACCCAAACAACAAAACAGUCCGGCCUCCCCUCUCCAAAGAAUGUUAAAACAAAAUACACUGGAAUUCUACUACAUCAUUUUUCAUUUAAAGUGUAUUGACUUGAAUAUUAAAAAUAAAAAUAAAAUA